GCCAACUCGAACAAGUCGAAUCUUCCAGAUUGUUCUCGCUUCACAACAUCAUCCCGCAAGGAGCUCUUGAAUCUUAGUUCUGUCACUGGCGGAGGCGUCUUUUCUUUGUGCAAGACCUGGUGGGACUUUCGCUGAUCCAUUUCAUCUCAUCUCACGUGCCACAUCUUUCAGCGCUUCGAGAAAUCUCACCAAAGGACUGCGGCAAUACCUGAAAACAUUCACCCCCUAGCCUUAUGGCUGAAUCUGCAGAGGCAAGUAAGAGCUUGCCGGAGCGUGUCAAGGAGCAGGUCGAAAAUGUCAUAUCGGACAAGAAGCCCAAGAAAGAAAAGGCGCCCAAGCAGCCCAAGCCACCCAAAGAGGCAAAGCCACCAACAGAGAAGCCUGUAAAACCUGCAAAACCCGCAAAUUCUGCCCCAUCAGCACCGGCCGACCCAGAUGCCAUGUUCAAAGAAGGCUGGUUGGCGGCAGUCCGGAAGGAACGACCAGCAGAUGAACCAGUAGUCACACGAUUUCCCCCCGAGCCGAAUGGCUAUCUCCAUAUCGGCCACAGCAAAGCUAUUGCGAUCAAUUUCGGAUUCGCCAGAUUCCAUGGUGGAAAGUGCAAUCUGCGGUACGAUGACACAAACCCCGAAGCGGAAGAAGAAAUCUAUUUCACUGCCAUUGAAGAUAUUGUGCGCUGGUUAGGUUUCAGCCCCGCUUUGAUCACCUACUCCAGCGACUUUUUCGAUCGGUUGUACGAGUUGGCCGAGAAGCUCAUCACCCUGGACGGCGCAUAUGUAUGCCACUGUACCGACGAGGAGCUCAAAGACCAGCGAGGCGGCACGGAUCCGAAGAACAAGCAUGAGAGAUACGCUUGCCCUCAUCGAAAUCGGCCAAUUGAAGAAUCACUUGCCGAGUUUCGAGCGAUGAGAGAUGGCAAAUACAAGCCCAAGGAAGCAUUUCUGCGGAUGAAGCAAGAUCUUUCGGACGGCAACCCUCAGAUGUGGGAUUUAGUUGCCUACCGUGUCCUUGAGAAGCCACAUCAUCGGACAGGCGACAAAUGGAGAAUCUAUCCUACUUACGACUUCACUCACUGUCUGUGCGAUAGUUUCGAGGGCAUUACCCAUUCGCUAUGCACGACUGAAUUUAUUCUAUCUCGAGUAUCAUACGAGUGGCUCAACAAUAAGGUCGAUGUUCCCCACAAGCCAAUGCAGAGAGAGUACGGUCGAUUGAAUGUCACGGGCACUGUCUUGUCGAAACGAAAAAUCAAAAAGCUGGUGGACGAGAAGAUUGUGGCCGGCUGGGAUGACCCCAGAUUAUACACUCUGGUUGCCCUGCGUAGGAGAGGGGUUCCUCCCGGUGCUAUCCUAUCCUUUGUCAGCGAGCUUGGGGUUACGACGGCUACUAUCAACAUUCAGAUUGUGCGAUUUGAACAGUCGAUCCGCAAGUAUCUGGAAAUGACAGUGCCUCGUCUUAUGCUUGUUCUCGAUCCCAUCCCUGUCAUUAUCGAUGAUCUGCCCGACGAUCACUACGAGGAGAUUGAAAAUGCCUUUGGCCCGAAGGACGUCAACAUGGGCUCGCACAAGUUGCCCUUCACAAAAAGGGUCUAUAUUGAGCGGGACGACUUUAGAGAGGUGGACAGCAAAGACUUCUUCCGGAUGGCACCCGGGAAGCCUGUAGGCCUAUUGAAGGUUCCUUAUCCCGUCAUUGCAACAAGCUUCAAGAAGGAUGACGCCACCGGUCUGGUCACUGAGAUACAUGCCAAGUAUGACAAGCCAGCAGAAGGCGAGAAAGUCAAGAAGCCCAAGGCCUACAUCCACUGGGUCGCCGAUGCUCCGGAACAUGGCUCACCAAUCAGAUGUGAAGUCCGCGUCUUCAACCCUCUCUUCAAGUCCGACAAUCCAGAUGCCGUAGAGCCGAGCUUUAUGGCAGACAUACGAGAAGACAGUCUCAAAGUGUACCCGAAUGCUAUGGCAGAAGUCGGAUUGAAAGAGAUCCGGGGCCGAGCUCCAUGGCCAGAGGAAGCUGGAGAGAAGAAGGACAAAUGUGGGUUUGAAUCAGUGAGGUUCCAGGCUAUGCGCACGGGAUACUUCUGUAUGGACAAAGAUACCGACGAUGCUACAGGGAAGAUUGUCCUCAAUCGGAUCGUCAGUCUGAAGGAGGAUGCUGGCAAGAGUGCAUGAUUGAUGAUGUAUGACUGUUGGGAUGGUUCUGGAGUUUGCACUCUUUACUGUGGCGAAGGGCCUUGCAAGGGACCGUGGGGACCUAAGGACAGCUUGUGACAGAUAGGUGCGGCAAGUUCACGGAAUAGAAAUCUGGGAAAUACCAAAUGAUAUGAAGACCAUGAGUCUUGUCUCCUGACCUGGCUGGUCAACUUCGCCCUCACCGUUAUACGCACGGCCGAAUGACUAAGCAGCC
Cladophialophora immunda is the source of this 2397-nucleotide messenger RNA. Its product is annotated as glutamine-tRNA ligase. Gene Ontology annotation, cellular component: cytosol; cytoplasm. Gene Ontology annotation, molecular function: glutamine-tRNA ligase activity; ATP binding. The record is from RefSeq and is a predicted model, not a curated record. Bases 234 to 2162 code for a protein of 642 amino acids. The transcript has a single exon. NCBI's taxonomy places the organism in Eukaryota, Fungi, Ascomycota, Eurotiomycetes, Chaetothyriales, Herpotrichiellaceae. Gene Ontology annotation, biological process: translation; glutaminyl-tRNA aminoacylation.